GAUCAAAUUAAGCAAAAUAUCCGUUGAACAAACUAUCCCACGUGUUCACCGAUAUCGUGUAUAAAUAAGUUGAGUGUUUUUUAGUGAGAAAUCAUGUCAUUUGCUGCAUUAAAUUUAAAUCAAUGGAUUGUCACACAGUGUCAUUCCAUGGGAUUAAAACAUCCCACACCAAUUCAACAAAAUUGCAUUCCAAGAAUAUUAGCGGGUGAUGACUGUAUCGGUUGUGCAAAAACUGGUAGUGGCAAAACACUUGCGUUUGCUCUUCCUAUAUUACAAAAAUUAUCCGAGGAUCCAUAUGGUAUAUUCGCACUUGUUUUAACACCAACUAGAGAACUUGCAUUCCAAAUUGCUGAUCAAUUCUCAGCAAUAGGAAAGUCAAUUGGUUUAAAAAAAUGUGUAAUUGUUGGUGGAAUGGAUAUGGUUGUGCAGGGUUUAGAAUUGUCAAAGCAUCCACAUAUAGUUGUUGCAACUCCCGGACGUUUAGCAGAUCACCUUGAAAGUUGCAAUACAUUUUCUUUGAAAAAAAUUAAAUUCUUAGUUAUAGAUGAAGCUGAUAGACUUUUGGAAGGUCACUUUGAUCAUCAAUUAAAAACUAUAUUUGAUGCUUUACCUAAGCAAAAACAAAUGCUUCUCUUUAGUGCAACAGUGACAGAUACUCUUGACAAAAUAAAACACAUAGCAUCUAGUAAGGUCUUUCUAUGGGAAUCCAAAGAUGAAUCAGGUGUAGUUACAGUUAAAGAACUUGAUCAACGUUAUGUACUUUGUCCAAGUGAUGUUCGUGAUUCUUUUUUAAUAGAAGUAAUUAGAACAUUUCGAGCAAGUAACAAGGAUGGUUCUAUAAUGAUCUUUACAGAUACUUGCAAAAAUUGCCAAAUACUGUCCAUGACAUUAAAUGAUGUUGGAUUUACAAAUGCAGCACUGCAUGCAAUGAUAAAACAGAGGGAUCGCCUUGCAGCACUUGCUCAGUUUAAAUCCAAUCAUGUGAAAAUUUUAAUAGCUACAGAUGUUGCAGCAAGAGGUUUAGAUAUUCCUGCAGUUGAAUUAGUUAUAAAUCACAUCAUACCAAAUGUCCCAAAGGAGUACGUCCAUAGGGUAGGAAGAACAGCUAGAGCAGGCAAAGAUGGUAUGGCAGUUACCCUAAUAACUCCAUAUGAUAUUAAAUUGUUACAUGCCACCGAAGAUACUAUUGGCACAAAGCUGACAGAGUACAAAGUUAAUGAUAAAGAAAUAGUUACAAUCUUAACGCAAAUAUCUGUUGCUAAACGAGAAGCAGAAAUGAAACUAGAUGAAACAGAGUUCUAUGAAAAAAAAAUUAUCAAUAAACGUAAAAAACUCAUUCUUGAAGGAAAAGAUCCGGAUGAAAUUGAGGAGAUACUAGAAAAGAAAAAGCGUCAUAAAUCAAAGAAAAAAUAUAAAGUUCAUGAACUUACACACGAUAAAAAUAAAAUAUAA
Molecule: messenger RNA, 1452 nt
Organism: Habropoda laboriosa
Lineage: Eukaryota; Metazoa; Arthropoda; Insecta; Hymenoptera; Apidae
Gene: Dbp45A
Product: probable ATP-dependent RNA helicase DDX49
Exons: 6
Coding region: 94-1452 (452 amino acids)
Molecular function (GO): nucleic acid binding; ATP binding; RNA helicase activity
Source: RefSeq, a predicted model, not a curated record